AUGAUGGUUCUUAGUGAAAAUGUUUAGACUGCUAACUUUGGAGUAGAAAAAAAUUAUAAAUGCCCAACCUCUUUUAAUGAAACAUUGCAAGGUAGUUACGCUUCUAAGGAAACUAGAUACUUUCAAUUAUUGAUUGGUGGUUGCAAUUAAGUUAUUCUUAACAAAACAAAGCCUAAUUUGAAAUGUGCCAAUGAUUCUGAUAUCAAGAAAAUAUUAGAUGAUGUAGAAUUGAACCUCUUAAUAUCUAACCAAUUUGUUGAUGUUAAUGAAAAAGAAGGGAAUCCCAUUAAAACUCUCAUUGAAAAUUAUUAUGCUACAAGCAAAUCUGAAUUAAAUUAGGCGAGUGUGAUAAGACUUGGAUAAAAUUUUCUAAUUAAGAAUUCAUCUCCUUUAUCAAACAGAAUCUCUUCGCAAAACAUAACUUACUACACCAUUUGA
Messenger RNA from Stylonychia lemnae, 438 nucleotides. Lineage: Eukaryota; Ciliophora; Spirotrichea; Sporadotrichida; Oxytrichidae. The record is from the annotation of a GenBank genome assembly.